AUGAUAAGAAAACAUAGUAUUACUUCAAAUGAUAAUAAUGUACUACUCCAACUUGUCAUGACACUCGAUGAUCAUGAUGAUAAAGAGCAAAAAGCAAUUGUACUACCAUCUGGUGAAUCAACAACGAAAGAACAACUUUUAUUGAAAUUGGCAUUAAUUCUUAAAAAUGAAAAUCGAUCAUCUAUCAUUCUUCCAUCGGGCCUAUCAAUGACAGAACAACAACUAUACUUGAAAUCAAUAGAAUGUAAUCCAACUCAUUCAAAUUCAUAUCAUAAACUUGCAAUGACACUUUCAAGUGGUGAAUCAAUCACAUUUAAUGAUGGACAAUCAAUGACACAACAACUACUAUACUUGCAAUCAAUAGAAUGUGAUCCAGCCUUUUCUAUUCCAUACUCUAACCUUGCAUUGAUACUUUCAAAUGGUGAAUCAAUCACACUUAAUAAUGGACAAUCAAUGACACGACAACAAUUAUACUUAAAAUCAUUAGAGUGUGAUCCAUCGGAUAGAGAUUCAUAUUUUAACCUUUCAAAUACACUUUCAAGUGGUGAAUCAAUCACACUUCCAAAUGGACAAUCUGCGACAAAGCGACAAUUACUAUUAAUAGCAAUAGAUUGUGGUCCAACAAAUUCAAAAUCUUAUUUUAACCUAGCAUUGACACUUUCAAGUGGUGAAUUAAUAACACUUAAUAAUGGGCAAUCAAUGACAGAACAACAACUAUACUUAAAAUCAAUAGAAUGUGAUCCAAAACAUUCAAAAUCAUUCUAUAACCUGGCAACGAAACUUUCAAGAUUUGAAUCAAUCACACUUAAUAAUGGACAAUCAAUGACACAACAACAACUAUACUUAAAAGUAAUAGAGUGUGAUCCAAACAAUUCAAAUUCAUAUAAUAACCUUGCAAAUUUAACUCCAGAAGGUCAUUCAGUAACACUUAAUAAUGGACAGUCAAUGACUGUACAACAACUUUAUUUGAAAGCAAUAGAAUGCAAUCCAACACAUUCAAAUUCAUAUCAUAACCUAGCAUUGACACUUACAAGUGAAUUAGAUCCAACCAAUUCUGAUUCAUAUUAUAACCUUGCAACCACACUUUCAAAUGGUGAAUCAAUCACACUUAAUGAUGGACAAUCAAUGACUCAACAACAAUUAUUAUUGAAAUCAAUAGAAUGUGAUCCAACCCAAUCCGAUACAUACCUUAAACUAGCAAUUCCUCUAUACCGAGAUGAAUCUAUUACACUCAAAAAUGGUGUUAUAAUGACAAAACAACAACUAUUAUUGGAAUCUAUAAGAUUAGAUCAUACACAAGCAUUGACAUACAAACACAUUGCAUUCACACUUUUGAACAACAAACAAACGAUUAAACUUCCAAAUGGUCAACAAAUGUCAAGAAGACAACUACUUCAAAAACAAGAGUGGCAUACAUUUUUAACAAUUAAGAUAAAGUGA
Messenger RNA from Heterostelium album PN500, 1440 nucleotides. RefSeq names its product tetratricopeptide repeat protein. Gene Ontology annotation, cellular component: endoplasmic reticulum. NCBI's taxonomy places the organism in Eukaryota, Evosea, Eumycetozoa, Acytosteliales, Acytosteliaceae. The transcript is spliced from 4 exons. Gene Ontology annotation, biological process: protein O-linked glycosylation via mannose. The coding region runs from base 1 to 1440 and encodes 479 amino acids. Gene Ontology annotation, molecular function: mannosyltransferase activity; protein binding. The record is from RefSeq and is a predicted model, not a curated record.